Messenger RNA from Paramecium sonneborni, 3458 nucleotides. NCBI's taxonomy places the organism in Eukaryota, Ciliophora, Oligohymenophorea, Peniculida, Parameciidae. The record is from the annotation of a GenBank genome assembly.
AUGAAUAAGAAAGAUAAGAAAUUAUAAGAGAAGAAAGAAAAAGAAGCUAAGAGACAAUAACUCUUAGCAACAUUGGCUAAAUCAUAACUUACAUAAGAACAGAUGAAUUAACUAAAUAGUAUCAAGAAUGCCACAAGUAGCAAAAGAGAGCGUAAACAUUCUGCAGCGAUUUAAAUUGAAGAAGAAAUAGUAUCAAAAGAUUAAGAGGAAUCUUAAUUAGAAAAUGAUGAAAAAUAAUAAGUGAAUAUAUUUCAAACAGCUAUAUAUGAAAAUGAAAAUCCAAUUGAAAUUAAAUGUCAUGAAUCUCAUUACAAAAUGUCAGAAACAGAAAGAUUAGAAAUUAUGGCCAAAUAAUUAUUUCCAGAUAUUAGUUUAGAAUCAUUUGAUUAAAAAAGAAUACCAAAAGGAUAAGUUUAGAUGCAACCAAGAGAAUUAAUAUCAGAAUAUGAUCCUGAAAAGGAUGAUAUUUACGAUAUUGAUCCCUCAUCUAUUACUAAUUAUGAUUCUUUACUUACUGAUAUAAAUUCAUUUAAAAAUCAAUCAAUCAAUAGAGAUGAAAAUAUAAUUAAACAGAGAGCCUAAUUACCAAUUUUAACAUAAGAAAAUGAUAUUAUAGAUGCAAUCAAAGGCAACCUUAUUACUUUAAUAUCAGGAGAAACAGGUUGUGGUAAAAGUACCUAAAUUCCUUAAUUUCUUUAUGAAGCAGGAUUCACUGAAUUUGGAGCAAUUGCUAUUACAUAACCAAGAAGAUUAGCUGCUAUUUCAUUAGCAUAAAGAGUUAGAGAUGAAACAGGAUUUACCAUGGGUAAAGAAAUUGCAUAUCAAGUUAAACAUGAAUGUAGUGGUAUUGAUGUUGAUCAAAUGAAAAUGAAAGUAAUUUUUAUAUAUUAAUUCUAGUUUAUGACUGAUGGUAUCUUAAUAAAUGAAAUGUAAACAAGUGUUAUGGUACCUUAGUAUUCUGUAAUUAUCAUUGAUGAAGCUCAUGAAAGAAAGGUUAAUAUAGACUUACUGAUUGGAGUCUUAUCGAGAGUUGUAAUUGCAAGAGCCAAGAUUAAUAAACCAUUAAGAUUAGUUAUUAUGAGUGCAACAUUAAGAUUGGAUGAUUUCUUAGAUAAUAAAUUAGUAUUUCCAAGAGCUCUCAAUUUAAUUAAAAUUUAAACUCGUUAAUUUCCAGUACAAAUAUAUUUCAAUAAAGUGUAAGUACCUGUAAUGAUUAUAGGACUAAAGAAGAUUACGUUUAGGCAGCCAUUGAAAAGUGUCUAAAAAUUCAUUAGACAUUACCACCUGGAGAUGUUCUAGUAUUUCUAACUGGAUAAAAAGAAAUUCAUUAAUGUUGUAGCAGAUUAAAUGAUAAAUUAAAUUAAGGGAAGAGAAAUUUAAAUAUUGAUGAAUAAUAAUCAAAUAGUGAAGAAGAAAGUUAAUAAUAAUAAUAAAUGAAUAAAUUAGAAGAUGAAUAAGAAUAAUUAUAGUAGUAAUAAUAAUAAUUUGAAGAAGAAUAAAAUGAUAAGGCUGACUAUUUAGAAUUAAAAAAUUUAAUAGGAACAGCAUAAAUGACAUAAAAUAAUGUAUUUAAAAUAGAAUAAAAUCUGUCAGAUUUUAUUGUUGUUCCGUUAUAUUCUAAAUUAGAUCUUAAAAAUCAAGAAAUUAUAUUUCAUAAUAACCCAACUAAAAAAAGAAUGUUUGUAAUAGCUACUAAUGUUGCUGAAACUUCUAUUACUAUACCUACAAUACGUUAUGUAGUUGAUGCUGGAAAAUAAAAAAGAAAAAUAACAGAUUCUAAAAUUGGAUUAGAAAAACAUGUGAUUGGAUGGAUAUCAUAAGCUGCUGCAGAUUAAAGAAGUGGAAGAGCUGGUAGAACUGGUCCUGGAUACUGUUAUAGAUUAUAUUCUACUGCUGUAUAUUCUAAUUAAUUUUAAAAAUUUGAUAAUCCUGAAAUUACUUAAAUCAGUUUGGAUCACGUAAUCUUACAAAUGAAAAGUAUAGGCAUAAAAGAUGUUUAUAAAUUCCCUUAUUUAACUAGUCCUGAAAUUAAAUCAAUCAAAGAAAGUUUAAUUAAUUUAAUCAAGUUAGGAGCUAUGAAAUAAAAAUAAGAAGCUACUUCUGAUAAUUCUAAUAUUACACAAUUAGGUAUUAUCUUAUCUUAAAUUCCAUUAAGUCCUAAAUAUGGUAAAUUUCUCUUAUAAACAAGAAUAAGAAAUUUAUUAUCGUAUGGAAUUUUACUUGUUUGCAUUUUGAGUGUUGAAGAAAUCAUCAAUAAAUCAGUAUUCUAGGUUCACACUUAACUUUAAGCUGAUGAUAAUGAUUAAGAUGAAAUUAAACAAUUAGAGUUUGAAUAAAAGCAAUAAGAAUAACAAAUUAAAGAUCAAUUCUAAUCUUAUAAAAAUCUUAAAUCCUUUAUUGAAAAACAUGGUGAAGGAUAUAAAAUAAGUGAUCUAAUAUACAUAAUGAAUAUUGUUGGAACUACAAUAUCUUAGAUUAAAGAUGAUCAAGAUAUUUAAUAUUAAAUAAAUUAAUUGGCCUUUUAAUAUCAUCUUAUCAGUAAAUCUUUUAAAGAAAUUUAUUAUAAUUUAUUAUAGAUUCUGGAAAUUUUAAAUUUUAUUAUUGAAGACAAAACAAUAAUAACUUAAUGUGUAUCUUCAAUAAAAUCUUAUUAAAGACCUUCAAGAGAAGCUUAAUUGAUAUUAGCUGAAUUAUUAAUUCAAACUAACGGUUUACACAAAAUAGCAAAAUUGUAAUGUAAAUUAGAUCCUGAAAGAAAUGUCAAUCGUUAUUAUUAUACAACCAGAGAAUUUGAACAAGUACAUAUACAUCCAACAAGUAUUUAUUAUGGAAAAUAAAAUUGCGAAUAUAUCUCAUAUUGUUAACUCUUAACUUUUGGAGAUUAGGUUUCAUCAAUUACAAAUCCUAAAGUAUAUAUGGUAAAUCUAACGGAAGUACCUAAUAAAUCUCUCUUAUAUGAAUUGGACACUCGAUCUAGUUUACAAAAGAAGCUUACAAUUUAUGAAAAUAGUGAAUAUUAUGAUUCAAAAAAUGAUAGAAUGAUGUGUAAGGGUAGUGCUGUAAUAGAAAACUCUUGGGUUUUAGAGAAUAUAGAAGUAAUUAGUAUUAAUAAUAAAAAAUUAGAUACCAUUUCCUAAAGAUUAAUUUGGAUUUUAUUCAAAAUUCGCUAGAGCUUUAUACUCAGGAGAGGUAUUGUAAUUUUAUCAAAUACUUUAAAAAUAUUAUAAAUAUAAAAUAUCAGAUAUUAGGGAAUCAAAUAUGUAACCAUAUUCAUAAAAAAUAAUAAAAGCAUUAAUGUUUAAUGAGAUUAAUAGUAAGAAUGAUCUACUUAAGAAAUGGUCAAAAGAUAAAUAGUAAUUAUAUAUUAAAAAAUAAGAUUUCUACUUUAAGAAUGUCUAGAUUUUGUUUAAGAAGCUUAUCAUCAGUUAAUAAAGUCUAAAUGGCCACCAAUUGAAUGA